Molecule: messenger RNA, 255 nt
Organism: Anisakis simplex (herring worm)
Lineage: Eukaryota; Metazoa; Nematoda; Chromadorea; Rhabditida; Anisakidae
Source: the annotation of a GenBank genome assembly
GGUGGCCUUGUGAACCAAGAUGAUUUGUAUGAGGCGUUGAAAGAGGGUCGAAUUCGAGCCGCUGGAAUCGACGUAACCGAUCCUGAGCCUAUGCCCACGAAUCAUCCUUUGCUAACACUACCGAACUGCGUUGUUCUACCACAUAUUGGUUCCGCCACAAUGGCAACACGUCAGCGUAUGAUGGAACUUGCCGAGGAAGCCAUUCUGCAUACGUUCAACAAAAUACAAAUACCGGAUUCAAUACGAGUCGUAUGA